AUGCAGCAUUUACUCUACUAUCUUUUUAUUAUAAUAUUUGGUUUACAAAUUUAUCAUGCAAAAAUAUUAAAUGGUUGUCGAUUUGUUAAAAAAUUUUAUAAUACACAUCCAAAUAUAUUUGAACUUAAUAAAAAUCAAACAUUAUUAACUGUACGACCAUUAUAUGCAUUAUCAAAUCAAUCAUUUUCAUCUAUUAAUCAAUCAUUAUCAAUUGGAAUUAUUUAUCGUUUUGCUAAUACAUAUUUAGUACCUGUACCAUUACUUUUUGAAUGUUCAGAAAAUGAACAAAUUUAUACAGCAAAUGAUUGUGAAUUUACAAUAAUUGAUAUUCGAUCAGAUUCAUCUACCCGGACGACAGAACCAACACGUACAACAACUGUUCCACUUCAUUUUCAAGAAUAUUCUUCAUUAAAUACAUAUUCAUUACAUGGUGCUUAUUUUAAACAAUCAACAAUUGCUUUACGAAAUUGUCAUUUAAUAUCAAAUGAAAAAUUUCUUAUAUCAGAUACAUUUCAUUUACAUAUUGAAUUUGAACAAACAAUUGGUACAAAAUGUUCUGAAAAAUGUUUACAUUCUCAAUUAUAUGAAUGUUCAUCAUCAUCUCAUACAUGUCAAUGUCGUUUAAGUGAAAAAUUUGGUCAUCUUUGUAUUGAUACAGAACUUAUAUCAAAUUGUUCUUAUACACCAGAACGUUGUCGUCAUUUAUGUCAUAUACAAAAACAAAUUCGUACAGGUCAAAUUGAUCAUUAUUGUCAAUGUCCAUUAGGUACACGACGUAUAUAUUCAAAUAAUAUAUAUCAUUGUGAAUUACCAAAAUUAAUUGAAUGUGAUAGUCAACAUUCAAUAACAACAUGUCCUAAACAUUAUAUAUGUCAAAAUAAUCAAUGUAUACAAACAUUGUUAUCUCGUCGUAUAAAUGAAUCAAUAAUAUCAUUACCAUUUAUAUUAAUUGGUUUGCUUAUUGGUGCUUUAUUAAUUAUAGUUAUACUUAUAAUGGGUCUUUUAAAAAUGCGUUCAGUAAAAUGUGUUAAAUUUGUUCAUCAAAAAAAUGUUUUAUCAAAUCAUUCAGUUAAUUCAUCACCAGCAACAAUAACACGUUUAUCAACAGUACCAUCAUCAUCAUCACCUUGUUCAACAUUAUCAUCAUCAUCAAAAUCAACAAAUAAAAUAUUAGAAAAAUAUACAAAAAUUGAUUUAUUUGAAUGA
Messenger RNA from Rotaria sordida, 1206 nucleotides. NCBI's taxonomy places the organism in Eukaryota, Metazoa, Rotifera, Eurotatoria, Philodinida, Philodinidae. The record is from the annotation of a GenBank genome assembly.